Molecule: messenger RNA, 627 nt
Organism: Parnassius apollo (apollo)
Lineage: Eukaryota; Metazoa; Arthropoda; Insecta; Lepidoptera; Papilionidae
Source: the annotation of a GenBank genome assembly
AUGCUGCAUGAAAGUCAGGAGAGGCCUGCAGCGUACGUUGAAGAGCGGGUACUCUACGCCAGAAAUAAAUUUCUCACCACUUCUAAGCCGGCUGUGACAGGCGGAAAGCCCAUAACAGAAGAACUAGCUGUCGAACUACGGUUAACAACAUUCGGGACAUCUGCCUGUCCACCUCGUGGUGAAUGGGUCCGGUCACCGCUAGUUAUGAGGCCCCCAAACCAGCCUCUGUCUUAUGGCCUCGUCGCACCACGUAAUGGCGCUAGAUCCUUACUUUCUGGAUUACAGGCGCACAUUAUUAAAUGGCUGCUUUUUGAUUCGCGACCUUUGACUAAGGAUAAUAAGCCAACGGAACCUCCUGAAGGCUAUCUCCGUCCCUCUGAAGAACAACAGGAAGAAGCACUUUGGCGAGCUUGUAGUGAAGUGAUUUGGCGCUGCGGUGGAGGAUUUAACGCUCAAAAUACAUCGGACACCAAGGUUGUAGUAGCUCUACCCACUGAUACUACUUACGUGCAGCACAGCGCCCAAUAUUAUCAAGAUGGAGUAACUGAGAAGUUCCAAUUAGAAGAAGGAGCUGGCGCCUUACUGUUGUUGUACGCUGCCGUGUUGUCAAGGGGUUGGGAUAAGUGA